UGCGCGUGCAACUGAGGUAUCAAUAGUAAAAAUGUAGCCUGCUUGGAAUUAAACACAAAGAAGCUGCAAAUACUUUAAACUUUGUGUUUAAAGCAAUAUUGCACUAUUUUAAUGUUCACCAAACGUAAAUACAGCUCCCGACUUGCCGGCGACGAGGAACAGGAGAAUGCGGCUGCAGACGCUGGGCCAAACACCAAGCAACAGUGUCAGCCAAAAUCACCAUUGGUAGAGUCACAGUCUCAGUCAAAGUCACAGCGUAAAAAACCUCCAUCCGAGUUCGAAAAGACUUGGCUAAAACUAAAAAAUUCUACGUUCACAAGCAGUAGUCCGAGAACAACGGAUUGGGCUACCAGGUUUGCGACAUGUAGGGAGUUAGCGAACACCAGUUGGCCAGCAUUGCCGCGUACAAAAAAAUCCACUUAUUUCUGCAAGUCACACAAUUAUUCUAGAUCAGCCUGCACACAAACUGGCAACAGAGCCCCUCGAAAGAUAUCGGAACUUUGGAACGAAUUUAAAGACGAGUCACUGAAUGAUUCGAGCCACACCGGCGUAUCCGAUGAUAGCUACAUUGGUUCCUCGCCGGAACAAAUCAUUACCAAACGUAAAUACAGCUCCCGGCCUGCCGGCGAUGAGCAACAGGAGAAUGCGGCUGCAGACGCUGGGCCAAACACCAAGCAACAGUGUCAGCCAAAAUCACCAUUGGUGGAGUCACAGCGUAAAAAACCUCGAUCCGAGUUCGAAAAGGCUUGGCUAAACCUACAAUAUUCCACGUCCAUAAGCAGUAGUCCGACAACAACGGAUUGGGCUACCAGGUUUGCGACAUGUAGGGAGUUAGCGAACACCAGUUGGCCAGCACUGCCGCGUAGGACAAAAUCAAUGCCAUUUUGCAGGUCACACAUCUCUCCUAGAUCCGCCAGCGCACAGACUGGUGGCAGAGCCCCUCGAAAGACAUCGGAGCUUUGGAACGAAUUCAAAGACGAGUCACUGAAUGAUUCGAGCCACACCGGCGUAUCCGAUGAUAGCUACAUUGGUUCCUCGCCGGAACAAAUCAUUACCAAACGUAAAUACAGCUCCCGGCCUGCCGGCGAUGUGCAACAGGAGAAUGCGGCUGCAGACGCUGGGCCAAACACCAAGCAACAGUGUCAGCCAAAAUCACCAUUGGUGGAGUCACAGCGUAAAAAACCUCGAUCCGAGUUCGAAAAGGCUUGGCUAAACCUACAAAAUUCCACGUCCAUAAGCAGUAGUCCGACAACAACGGAUUGGGCUACCAGGUUUGCGACAUUUAGGGAGUUAGCGAACACCAGUUGGCCAGCACUGCCGCGUAGGACAAAAUCAAUGCCAUUUUGCAGGUCACACAUCUCUCCUAGAUCCGCCAGCGCACAGACUGGUGGCAGAGCCCCUCGAAAGACAUCGCAACUUUGGAACGAAUUAAAAGAUCAGUCAAUGAAUGGCUACAUUGAUUCCUCGCUAGGAGUUCAACUAGUGCCAGAACCAACCGUCCGUCAAUACCUUCCAGCUUUCAGCAGGAAGAAGGCGGUUCCUGAGCGUUGUGUUAAAGGAGGCUACGUGGACGAGUUCAGGACGAUGAUGAAGGAAACCAGUAUGGAUCAUCGCCAUCUAAGCGACAGAAAAUCCACCCACACAGUCCACUUGCUAGAUAUCUCCAAAGACUUCGGCGUUUAUAUGGCCCGAGUAGAACCAGUCCCUGAGACGAACAGUGGAGAUUCGACGUUUAAUAUUCUACUACCUUCGGAAAUUGGAGAUAAAGUUAGUGUCGGCUCUACGGUAAAAUUUUAUCUCGGUUCGAAAACCAACAAACCUCUUCAGCUACGAAACAAACAAAGGAUGUAUUUCCAGCCACUCAAUAUUUUAAAAUUAAAAAAGGAAAUGCACACAGUGGAUAAUUUGUAAAAAAAUAAGACUCAGAAUAUAUAAAUACUUACCAGCACA
Molecule: messenger RNA, 1950 nt
Organism: Drosophila miranda
Lineage: Eukaryota; Metazoa; Arthropoda; Insecta; Diptera; Drosophilidae
Exons: 2
Coding region: 112-1911 (599 amino acids)
Source: RefSeq, a predicted model, not a curated record